CGUACUAUUCCAAAUGUCCGAAUCUGAUUUUUUUUUAAAAAAACACUCUGCUCCUUCUUCUUCACUUCCUAAAUAACUUCUCAGUCAAACAAAAACAGUCCCCUCUCUCUCUCUAAAAAUACACCCUCACUUUCUCUCUCUAAAAACUCAAAAGUUAUGGCGAAGAAGAAGACGACGAGGCGCAGGCAGUUGGAAGCCAUGCUUUAUAUGAAUUGGCUUCUCAAAAUUCGUCACCCCUUUGUUACUCUUUUUGAGGUUUUGCUUCCCACGAUUGUAAUGUUACUCUUAAUAGCUGUAAGAACACAAGUUGAUACACGAGUUCAUCAAGCGCAGCCGUAUAUACGAGAAGGUAUGUUUGUAGAAAUAGGCAAAGGAAUAUCACCAAAUUUUCAACAGGUUCUGGAGUUAUUGUUGGCGAAGAGAGAGUUUUUGGCAUUUGCACCUGAUACAGAUAAAACCAAGAUGAUGAUUCGCUUUCUGUCAAUAAAGUUUCCUUUACUUGAGCAAGUUUCAAGAAUCUACAAAGAUGAACUUGAGUUGGAAACCUAUAUAUGCUCAGAUAACUAUGGUGUUUGCUAUGAUGUUAAGAAUUGUUCAAAUCCUAAAAUAAAAGGAGCUAUCAUAUUUCAUGAUCAAGGUCCCCAGAUAUUCGAUUAUAGCAUACGUCUUAAUCACUCUUGGGCUUUCUCAGGGUUUCCCGAUGUUAAAACCAUAAUGGAUAUAAAUGGACCUUAUCUGAAUGACUUGGAAUUGGGUGUUAAUCCAGUUCCAACAUUGCAGUAUAGCUUCAGUGGAUUCUUCACGCUUCAGCAGGUAAUGGAUUCAUUCAUAGUAUUUUCAGCUCAGCAAACUGAGGGUAAGACUGUAAAUGAAUACAUAGAGUUGCCAUCUUCCAAUAUUUCUAGAAGAUCUUCUUCCCUCAGUUUUUCAUGGAAGAAAUUUAGUCCCUCGACAAUUAGAGUUGCUCCCUUCCCGACCCGCCAAUACACAGACGAUGAGUUCCAAUCUAUUGUCAAGAAUGUCAUGGGAGUACUGUACUUGUUGGGAUUUCUCUACCCCAUCUCUCGCCUUAUCAGCUAUGCUGUGCUUGAGAAGGAACAAAAGAUAAGAGAAGGUCUCUACAUGAUGGGAUUAAAAGACGGAGUAUUUUAUCUCUCCUGGUUUAUCACUUAUGCUUUUCAGUUUGCUAUUUCUUCUGGAAUAAUUACAGCAUGCACCAUGGAUAACCUUUUCAAGUAUAGUGAUAAGUCACUGGUGUUUGCUUAUUUUUUCUCUUUUGGACUCAGCGCAAUUAUGUUGUCAUUUUUGAUCUCUACAUUCUUCACACGAGCAAAAACAGCAGUUGCAGUUGGGACACUGUCUUUUCUUGGGGCGUUCUUUCCCUAUUACACUGUUAAUGAUCCAGCUGUACCAAUGAUAUUGAAGGUCUUAGCUUCUUUACUUUCACCUACGGCUUUCGCUCUAGGAUCAGUUAACUUUGCUGAUUAUGAGCGUGCUCGUGUCGGGCUUCGUUGGAGCAACUUAUGGCUAGGGUCAUCUGGAGUGAAUUUUUUGGUCUGCUUUUUGAUGAUGUGGCUUGACAUGCUGCUAUAUUGUGUUGUUGGUCUUUAUCUUGAUAAGGUCCUUCCCAGGGAAAAUGGAGUCCGUUACCCUUGGAACUUUUUAUUCAUGAAUUGGAGAAAGAGAAGCAUUACAAAUCAUAAUCUUCCAAGUUUAGGAGUUACAAUUAGCGAUAAGCUUUUCAGUGCUGCACCUGCUGUUGAGGCAAUAAGCUUGGAUAUGAAGCAACAAGAACUCGAUAAUAGAUGCAUCCAGAUUAGGAACCUGCAUAAGGUGUAUGCUACUAAAAGGGGGAAAUAUGCUGCUGUUAAUUCGCUAAAUCUCACCUUGUAUGAAAAUCAGAUUCUUGCUCUUCUAGGGCAUAAUGGAGCUGGAAAAAGCACAACUAUUUCAAUGCUUGUUGGUCUUCUUCCUCCUACUUCUGGGGAUGCUUUGAUGUUUGGAAAGAACAUACUACGAGAUAUGGAUGAGAUACGGAAUGGUUUGGGUGUGUGCCCACAGCAUGAUAUUCUUUUUCCAGAACUGACUGUAAAAGAGCAUUUAGAAUUAUUUGCUAUACUCAAAGGCGUGGAGGAAGAUAUUUUGGAGACCGCUGUUACUGAUAUGGUCGAUGAAGUGGGUUUGGCUGAUAAAGUGAACACAGUUGUGAGUUCGCUUUCUGGUGGCAUGAAGAGGAAAUUGUCUCUUGGAAUUGCCCUGAUAGGAAAUAGUAAGGUUAUAAUUCUUGAUGAACCAACUAGCGGAAUGGAUCCAUACUCGAUGCGGCUUACAUGGCAAUUAAUCAAGAAGAUAAAGAAGGGCAGGAUAAUAUUAUUGACAACCCAUUCAAUGGAUGAAGCUGAUGAACUAGGAGAUCGGAUAGCUAUCAUGGCUAAUGGUUCUUUAAAAUGCUGCGGAAGCUCCCUCUUCUUAAAGCAUCAUUAUGGGGUUGGUUACACUCUUACUCUAGUGAAGUCGGCACCUACGAUGUCUUUAGCAGCUGAUAUUGUUUACCGUCAUAUUCCAUCAGCAGUUUGUGUGAGUGAGGUUGGAACUGAGAUCUCUUUCAAGCUUCCUAUGGCUUCCUCAUCGUCCUUUGAAAGUUUGUUUAGGGAAAUUGAAAGUUGUAUGAGAAGAUUAGUCUCUCACUCUGAAACAGAUAUAAGCAAAGAAAAAGAUUAUAUUGGCAUUGAAAGUUAUGGCAUCUCAGUUACAACUCUGGAGGAGGUAUUUCUGAGAGUUGCAGGAUGUGACUUCGAUGAGAGUGUCGAUAUCAAUCAGACGAGCAAUAUUCUUCCAUCAGAUUCAAUUAUUUCCACAGCUUCCCAAGAUCAUAACCCCCCCAAAAAUUUGGAUUCUAAAUUUCUAAAAAGCUAUAUAAAGGUUUUUGCUGUCAUAUUUUCCUUAGUGGGCAGAGCCUGUGGUUUGAUGGUCGCUACUGUUUUAAGUUUGGUUAACUUCUUAGGCAGGCAGUGCUGUAGUUGUUGUAUUAUUUCGAGGUCAACAUUUUGGCAGCAUACAAAAGCAUUGUUUAUAAAGAGGGCAAUAUCUGCUCGAAGAGACCGGAAAACAAUUGUUUUCCAACUUCUAAUUCCUGCUGUGUUCUUGCUUUUUGGUCUUCUUCUUCUCAAGCUUAAGCCACACCCUGAUCAGCAAUCUGUUACGUUGACAACAUCGCAAUUUAAUCCUCUCUUAAGCGGCGGCGGCGGAGGCGGUCCAAUUCCUUUUGAUCUGUCAUUUCCUAUUGCAAGAGAGCUUGCUGAGUAUAUCAAUGAUGGUUGGAUCCAAAGCUUUGAAGAGAGUUCAUAUAAAUUUCCUGAUUCAGAUAAGGCAUUAGCUGAUGCCAUAAAAGCAGCAGGGCCAACUCUGGGACCAAUUUUACUUUCGAUGAGUGAAUUUUUAAUGUCUAGUUUCAACCAAUCAUAUCAGUCGAGGUAUGGAGCGGUAGUGAUGGAUGAUCAAAAUGAUGAUGGGAGUUUGGGAUAUACCGUACUGCAUAAUAGCUCUUGUCAGCAUGCUGCUCCAACCUAUAUCAAUGUGAUGAAUGCUGCAAUUCUCAGGCUUGCUACCGGUGAUAAGAAUAUGACAAUUCGUACACGCAACCAUCCUUUGCCAAUGACAAAAAGCCAGCACUUGCAACGGCAUGAUUUGGAUGCAUUCUCUGCUGCUAUUAUUAUUAACAUAGCAUUUUCAUUUAUUCCUGCUUCGUUUGCUGUUGCCAUUGUGAAGGAACGUGAGGUGAAGGCUAAGCACCAGCAGCUAAUUAGUGGGGUUUCUGUACUUUCAUAUUGGGCUUCCACAUUCCUCUGGGACUUCAUCAGCUUCUUAUUUCCUUCAUCUUUUGCAGUAGCUUUGUUUUACAUCUUUGGUAUGGAUCAAUUUAUCGGAAAAGAUGGUUUCUGGCCAACAAUUUUCAUGUUUCUGGAGUAUGGACUAGCAAUCGCAUCAUCAACGUAUUGUCUUACAUUCUUGUUUUCUGAUCACACCAUGGCUCAGAAUGUGAUUCUGUUGGUCCAGUUUUUCACCGGCCUAAUUCUAAUGGUGAUCUCAUUCAUCAUGGGCCUUAUAGAGACAACAGCAAGUGCAAAUAAUGUUCUUAAGAACUUCUUCAGAGUUUCACCUGGUUUUUGCUUUGCUGAUGGACUUGCGUCACUGGCUCUUUUACGACAAGGGAUGAAAGACAAAUCAAGUGAUGCAGUUUAUGAUUGGAAUGUCACUGGAGCCUCCAUAAUAUAUCUUGGCAUUGAGAGCAUUGGUUACUUUCUCUUAACAAUCGGGCUGGAAUACUUUCCUUUUCACAAGUUCACUUCAGUUACAAUCACACAGUACUGGAUGAAUUUGAAGAAUAUUUGGAUGAAUUUGAAGAAUAUUCGGCAUGGCUCUUCCUCUGACUAUUCAGAACCCCUUCUACAAUCUUCUUCAGCAGCUGUUUCUCUUGAUUGGGAUGAAGACAUUGAUGUGCAAACAGAAAGAAACAGGGUACUUUCAGGAUCUGUUGACAAUGCCAUCCUCUACUUACGUAAUCUUCAGAAGGUGUAUCCUGGAGGAAAAUAUGGCAAAAAAGUCGCUGUGCAUUCAUUGACUUUCUCAGUUCAAGCAGGAGAAUGUUUCGGAUUUUUAGGAACAAAUGGAGCUGGCAAGACCACCACUCUAUCAAUGUUAUCUGGAGAAGAAUCUCCAACUGAUGGAACUGCAUUUAUUUUUGGCAAUGACAUACGUUCUAAUCCCAAGGCUGUUCGUCGGCAUAUUGGGUAUUGCCCCCAGUUUGAUGCUCUCUUGGAGUUCUUAACUGUCAAAGAGCAUCUUGAGCUUUAUGCAAGAAUAAAAGGAGUUGCUAAUUGCAGAAUGAAUGAUGUUGUCAUGGAAAAGUUAGUUGAGUUUGACUUGUUGAAACAUGCUGACAAACCAUCAUUUGUACUUAGUGGGGGGAACAAGCGCAAAUUAUCUGUUGCAAUUGCAAUGAUUGGGGACCCUCCAAUUGUAUUUCUUGAUGAGCCAUCAACAGGGAUGGAUCCAAUUGCCAAACGAUUCAUGUGGGAAGUGAUAUCUCGCUUGUCAACUAGACAUGGAAAGACAGCAGUAAUUCUUACAACCCACAGUAUGAAUGAAGCUCAGGCACUGUGCACUCGUAUUGGAAUAAUGGGCGGCGGCAAAUUAAGAUGCAUUGGAAGUCCGCAGCACCUGAAAACACGAUUUGGAAAUCACCUUGAGCUAGAGAUUAAACCUGCUGAGGUUAGCUCUGUAGACUUGGAAAAUCUUUGCCACCUUAUUCAGGGAAAGCUUCUCAACAUUCCUUCACAUCCAAGAACUCUACUCAAUGACCUUGAAGUUUGCAUUGGAGCUGUAGACUUCGUAACAUCUGAAAAUGCAUCAGUAGCAGAGAUCCGAUUGUCAAAAGAAUUGAUAUCAUUUAUUGGUCGGUGGCUUGGCAAUGAACAAAGAAUUAAUACACUUUUGUCUUCAGCACCCAUUUCUGAUGGUGAUUUUGGUGAACAGUUAGGAGAGCAGUUGGUUCGAGAUGGUGGGAUACCGCUGCCAAUAUUUUCUGAGUGGUGGCUAACCAAAGAGAAGUUUUCAGCUAUUGAUUCAUUUAUUCUGUGCUCAUUCCCUGGUGCUACAUUUCAAGGGUGCAAUGGUUUGAGUGUUAAAUAUCAGAUUCCAUACUCAGAAGGAUUCUCCCUCGCGGAUGUGUUUGGACACCUGGAGCGAAAUAGAAAUGAGCUGGGAAUAGCAGAAUACAGUAUCAGCCAAGCAACUCUGGAAACCAUAUUUAAUCAUUUUGCAGCUAGCGUAUGACUCAACAUACAAGGUAACACGAAUACGAAUGUAUGUGUCCCUCCAUUUUUUUGAUGAGGGUUACAAGAAAAAGUGUUAUCAUUUUGUAAAUAGGAAAACUGGGAAAUGUACAUAAUUUUAAUGAUUGUCGAUUUAUUUAUACCGAGUCUCAGUUGCCACCAAAUAACAUAUGCAAGUUCCACUUAAUAGAGAACGACUUUUUGAGGCA
Messenger RNA from Mercurialis annua (annual mercury), 6043 nucleotides. Its product is annotated as ABC transporter A family member 1. Bases 157 to 5835 code for a protein of 1892 amino acids. Lineage: Eukaryota; Viridiplantae; Streptophyta; Magnoliopsida; Malpighiales; Euphorbiaceae. Gene Ontology annotation, molecular function: ABC-type transporter activity; ATP hydrolysis activity; ATP binding. Gene Ontology annotation, cellular component: intracellular membrane-bounded organelle; membrane. The record is from RefSeq and is a predicted model, not a curated record. Gene Ontology annotation, biological process: transmembrane transport; lipid transport. The transcript has 40 exons.